Messenger RNA from Culicoides brevitarsis, 2238 nucleotides. RefSeq names its product RUN domain-containing protein 1. The coding region runs from base 70 to 1887 and encodes 605 amino acids. The transcript has 2 exons. NCBI's taxonomy places the organism in Eukaryota, Metazoa, Arthropoda, Insecta, Diptera, Ceratopogonidae. The record is from RefSeq and is a predicted model, not a curated record.
GAAAACUCGAAAAUCCUUCUCCUUCGUACUAACAAUUAGUUUUAAGUGCUUACUAACCCAACAAAAUCCAUGUCAUUUAACGGGAACGACGAAAUGCCGCCCGCCAAAAGUCACUUUACCUUCGAGGACUUCAGUACGGAAGACGAAUUCUGCGAAAAACCCACAAUGAUGAUGCCACGAAUGGAUGCUGACGGAGCAGAUGGUUCGUCGUCGGAGCCCUUAUCGACAAGCGAAACCGCAUUGCGUGCCAUGGAAGAGGAACAGGAAAUGUUAACGUCAUCUCUGAUGUCUCUAACAUCGCAUUUUGCCCAAGUGCAGCUCCGUUUGCGACAAAUUAUGGAAUCUCCGCCCGAGGAACGGGACCAACUUCUCAAAGGCCUCGAAGAAUUCGCGUUUCAAGGCAUUCCCGAGCUGAAUAUUCCGCCCGAAGUUGCAAAUACGGAAAAUUUACUCGAUACAGCUGUCGAGGAGCAAGGAACGCGUCAACGGGAACUCAUCGAUACAUUAAAGUCGCAGCUGGAAGAGUUGGAAAAAUAUGCAUAUGAGUCGGGAACGGGGAUUUUACCGCAAUCGAUUUUGGUAGAAAAGCAAAAAGUCAUCAUUGACGAGCUCAAAAGCAAAAUAAAUUUAAAUCUGGAUGAAACGGAUUUGCCUCAAUUGUCUCCGGAUGACUUAAAGAAGCACGUUGACUCGGCUUUGGGUGAAUUUGUGUCGCCAUUGAAGAUGAAAGAGCAGCUCGUGACACAAUUAAAGACGCAAAUUACGGAUUUGGAGCGUUUCAUAAAAUUCCUGCAAACUGAUGGAUUUGAGAAAAAAAUGAUGGCAAAGGGAAAAUUCAAUGCUGAUCUCAAAUGUGAGUGUAAAAAUGUUCAUACGGGCGAAGAAUCGUCAAAAAGUAUCAAACGAGCGUACGAUGCGAGUUCCAGUUCCUAUCAUCAGCCCCAAGAAACGCUCAACGGAAAAGCAAUUAGUCUGCUCGACAAAGCAGCUACCAUGCUGCAAUUUUUCGCAAUGUCCCAAUUCGGAUGCAGCAGUCAACGAUUCCAGAUGAACACGCUGAAGAAAACUCACAAAGGCAACCAUUGGGGCGAUUUACGGGCCCAACUUGAAGUUGAUGUGCAAGAAGUUUUGUCUCUUGUAAAAGAAACGAGCAAAUUACUCCUUCAGGAGCGUCGUAAAAAGCGAAAUAAUUCGACGAGUUCGCAAGAUUCGCAGGACAGCAAGUUGAAACCGCCAAAGUAUUCGGAUCCAGAACUGAUAGCGCUCUCCGCUGAACUAACGACGACAGUGAGGAAACGUUUGGCGAUCUCCAUUCAAAGACUCAUGGAACACGGAUUGCGUGGCAUGAACGAACAAACGAGUCUCGUGCCCUUUAUCGGGUGUUUUUCGCACGUUUCGCGAUCAGACUAUGAGGAAUACGUUGACGGGCCUGAUGGAGCGUAUCGGGAGAUGCAUGCGUGGGAACUAAUUCUCGAAUAUUACCAUAUCAAAAAUGGGGAACAGUAUAAUGAGACGCCAGCACGGAAAUUGUCGCAGAGCUUUAAUCUCGAUAUUUGUGCGGGAAAUGUGCAAUCGGCGAAACAGAGUUUGUUGGGCACUGUUGGGACAAUAAUUGCGCUUCAUAGUCCGUAUAAGAGGAGUUAUAAUGCGCAUUUUAAGGCUUUUUUGUCAGCUGCUCUCAAUGCAAAAAAACUCACACAAUGGCUCCAUCUAAUAUUCCAAUGCAAGGAACUCGUCCAAACAUAUUACUCCGAAUGGAGUUAUGUUCGUAACACAGGCUUCCAAGAUGCACUAAAAAGUUUGGAGAUACUGAGUCGUUACGAGUUCGAGCUACCAAUUGAUCUGGCUGUUCGUCAAUUUGAAAAUAUCACAGACAUUUUCAUUUAAAGACACAUUUUUCAUUCAAAGUUUUAUCUCUCGUUAUGCAUCUUCUUGUCGGAUUGUUAUUUAAAAAUUUGCAAAAAAAAAAACAAAAUGCGUGGAAAAAUCUAGUCAAAUUUUUCAAUAAGUUACCAAAGUUUUUGAAUUAUAUAAAAAAAAAUAUUGAUCUCGUAUUAUUUUAUUAUUAUCUAUUGUAUUAUUAAAUAAAUAUUAUAAUGACAAAUAAGACAAUUAUUAACAUAUAAAAAAAUAUAUUUAAGAGAAUUUAAAGAGAAAAAAAAUAAAAUAAAAAGUAUUGUGACCUGUUAAGAUCAAGCGUGAAGCGAAACCCCACGAAAUAAAUUUUAAAGGGAUUUG